GGAGCGCUGUGAGGGAUGGGGCGGUACUUCCGGCCCCUCACUUCCGGCCCCAGCGCUGCGGCGGUCGGUGUGGCAGCGCCGUUCGGGCCCGUUCCGCACCGCGCCCGCCCCUCCGCCCGCAUGCAGCGCCGCGACGACCCCUCCGCCCGCAUGGGCCGGGGUCCGGGGGGGCCCGGAGGCGCCCGCCAAGGGGGGCCCAAUCAGCGGCGGUCGCCCCGAGGCGGGGGCGGCCGUGGGGCCGGGGCCCAGCAGCCGCAGCCGCUGCUGACCGGCGGAGCGGCUGCCGGCUCCUCGGGCGCGCAGGGCCCCGCCGCCGCCUCCCCUGCCCCGCUGCUGCCCGGGGGUGCCGGCAAGAUGGAGCCCGAGAACAAAUACCUGCCCGAGCUGAUGGCUGAGAAGGACAGCCUGGACCCGUCCUUCACGCACGCCAUGCAGCUCCUCAGCGCAGAAAUUGAAAAAAUUCAGAAGGGUGAAACAACAAAGAAGGAUGAGGAAGAGAACUACCUGGAUUUAUUUUCUCACAAGAAUAUGAAACUGAAAGAACGAGUUCUGAUCCCUGUCAAACAGUACCCCAAGUUCAACUUUGUUGGAAAGAUUUUGGGACCUCAAGGUAACACCAUCAAGAGGCUUCAGGAGGAAACUGGUGCUAAGAUCUCUGUGCUUGGGAAGGGUUCAAUGCGAGAUAAGGCAAAGGAGGAAGAGCUGCGUAAAGGGGGAGAUCCUAAAUAUGCUCAUCUAAAUAUGGAUUUGCAUGUCUUCAUUGAAGUGUUUGGACCCCCUUGUGAAGCAUACGCUCUGAUGGCUCAUGCCAUGGAAGAAGUCAAGAAGUUCCUUGUCCCAGAUAUGAUGGAUGAUAUCUGUCAGGAGCAAUUCUUGGAGCUCUCCUAUCUGAACGGUGUACCAGAGCCAACUCGUGGCCGAGGAGGCCCUGUGCGGGGAAGGGGAGCAGCUCCACCACCGCCUCCACCUGUUCCAAGGUACCUUUCCCAAAAGCAUGGACCUGGAAAUGCUGCAUCUUGCUCAGAGUGGUGCUGCGAGAUCAGGGGGCGCGGUGUUGGGCCUCCCCCUCCGCCGCCUCCUCCCCGGGGGGCCCUGGUGCGAGGAGCCCCGGUGCGGGGUGCCAUUGCCAGGGGAGCAGCUGUAGCCCGUGGAGUUCCGCCCCCCCCAGCAGUGCGGGGAGCUCCUGCCCCCAGAGCGCGCGCGGCCGGCAUCCAGCGGAUACCGCUUCCUCCUCCGCCAGCACCAGAAACCUACGAGGAAUACGGUUACGAUGAUGCAUAUGCAGACCAGAGCUACGAGGGCUAUGAAGGCUACUACAGCCAGGGCCAAGGGGACACAGAAUACUAUGAUUAUGGACACGGGGAGGCACAGGAAACCUAUGAAGCUUAUGGCCAAGAUGACUGGAACGGCACCAGGCCCUCCCUGAAGGCCCCCCCAGCCCGGCCGGUGAAGGGCGCCUACAGGGAGCACCCAUACGGACGUUACUAAAAACAAAAUGAGGGAAAAAUAGCAGUUAUGAGCAAACAGUUGUUACUGAUUCUUGUAUCUCCCAGGAUUCCUGUUGCUUUGCCCACACCAGACAAGUAAUUGUCUAACUGUUUUUCUUCGUGGCCCUUUUUCUCCCACUCCAUCCUCACCCUGCAUUCUGGCUUCUGUACGUAGUAUUUUAAAAUGAGUUAAAUAGACGUAGAGCACCAGUUUUAAUUUUUUUUUUUUUGAGUGUGUAGAUGGCUUUUCUUUCUUUGUUGUUUAGAUAAAUAAAACUGUACCUUUUUCAUAAAAGAAAAAAAGUUUAAAAUGUUAGUUUCAAAAGUGACAUGCUUGCUUAGCAGAUAUGAAACUAAGGUUUUGUUAACCUUUAAGUUCGGUUUUAAGAAACCCAUAAAAGUUGUAGUUGCAGAAUCCCAAAGUAGGCUACAUUUCAAAAUUCAGGGCUGUUUUUAAGAAUUAAAAUCAUAAUGUAACGGUAGUGGUUGCCACCGUUUAGAAGUAACCUCAGACGUCAAACUGUCCUUAAAAGCAGAUUGCUGGUGAAUCUUCAGUUUAAAAUGUAACAUGAAGGAUCCUCAAGCAAAUUAAAUAGCAUUUUUUUAAAAGGUAAUUGAUCUAAAAGAAAACAAACAAAAAAUUAGGUUUGUAAAAUUGACUUUCACGACGUGGGUUUUGAAAUCUAGCCCCAAACGUGCGGUGUUGAGAGAUGCUUGGGAAGUGCUGUCCCACUGCCAGGGCUCCCUGCUCCGGUCCUGCAUGGAGAGCUUACGAGAGGGAAACAAAUUAAAGCACGGCUCUAAUUGCCCAGCGUUUGGUAUUAGAAAACAGCAUUCAGUGACUAGGUCUGAAUUCUAUAAAAUUGCAGUCUUCUCAUUUUUCUAGCAUUGGUGGCGCAUAAUACAGUGCAAGCUUAAAACUGACCAAAUGAUCAGUAUUAGCAACCCCAUUGACUUGUUCAAGUGCAUCUCAACACUAGCUCUGCAUAAAAAGGGACGCUGCAGCUGAAAAAAUGAGGAAAAUUUUCACUCUGUACAUAGGUUAAAGUCCUAAUGGGAUUUGUACAUGGUCCUCCCACUGUUCUGGAAGAUUAAAUGCUACAUGUGUAAGUCUGCCUAAAUAGGUAGCUAAAACUUGUCAACAUGUCUGCCGCAGUUUGUCAAUAAAGUUUAGUCCUUUUUUAAUCAAAGUAAA
Tympanuchus pallidicinctus (lesser prairie-chicken) is the source of this 2682-nucleotide messenger RNA. RefSeq names its product KH RNA binding domain containing, signal transduction associated 1 (gene KHDRBS1). Bases 16 to 1488 code for a protein of 490 amino acids. NCBI's taxonomy places the organism in Eukaryota, Metazoa, Chordata, Aves, Galliformes, Phasianidae. The record is from RefSeq and is a predicted model, not a curated record. Gene Ontology annotation, molecular function: poly(A) binding; mRNA binding. Gene Ontology annotation, cellular component: nucleus. Gene Ontology annotation, biological process: regulation of alternative mRNA splicing, via spliceosome. The transcript is spliced from 9 exons.